AUGUCUAAUUCUAAGCUUGGUGAUAUCGAGUCAAACAUUAGUGCACUCCUUGAAGUUGCCCAAACGUUGGCCCUAAUGCCGUCAAAAAAGCCCUUGAAUAAAUAUUUGCUGUUUCGCAAUAGUGUGUUGUCCUUAGCGAAACAACAUAGGUUGCCCGAAUACAGUGCACCCGAUUUAAAACGAUUAUGGCAUAAUUUGGCUCCGAAUCUUAAGAACCUCUUCCAAAUUAUUGCUAUAAGUACAGAGCACACUCCGACGAUUGUCACUAAGGUGCGAGCGGCAACUAAAAAAAGGGCAAAGCGACAACACUUUCAACAUGUGUUCGAAGUUCAAGAACCAGUUCAAGGAACGUUGAACAUGACUAAUAGCAGAUAUCCACGGUUUUCAUUUGUACCGGAACCAAGUAUUAGGAGACUUAAGCAAGAUGCGUUGUUCGGCAAGUAUACGAACAAUAACGACUACUAA
This is a messenger RNA of Paraglomus occultum, 465 nucleotides long. NCBI's taxonomy places the organism in Eukaryota, Fungi, Glomeromycota, Glomeromycetes, Paraglomerales, Paraglomeraceae. The record is from the annotation of a GenBank genome assembly.